AUGGGCAGGAAUAUUUCUCAUGGUCGCGGUGGCGCGGGGAACAUCUUCUCCGGCACCGGCGGAUCGCGCACCACCACCAAGGACCUCGUCACCCCGACCAUCAAGCAAGAUGUCUUCACCACCGGCCGCGGCGGCUCCGGCAACAUGAUGCAGAACGACCCGCAACAUCCCGAACUGGCGCGCGAAUUGCAGGACGUCGAGACCCCGCCGUUGCGCAUGGACGAGGCGCCGCAUUUUACCGGACGAGGCGGUGUCGCAAACGCAUAUUUCCCCACCCCCGAAGAAGAGAAGCGCAUGCGCGAACAAGGCGAGGCGCAGUUGGCGCGCGUCAAGACCCAGGAGGCCCAACUGGCCCGCGUGAGAACCCAGUCCAAGGAUCGCCGCAAGGACCUCGAGCACACGGCCGGGGCGGCGCAUACUCCUCCUGCGGCGGUGGCCUCCCCGGGAGCUCUCAGCAGUAGCGAGAGUCGCCCGGCCAGCGAGGAGCGACAACCCUCGUCCAGUUGA
Messenger RNA from Aspergillus aculeatus ATCC 16872, 507 nucleotides. RefSeq lists its product as uncharacterized. Lineage: Eukaryota; Fungi; Ascomycota; Eurotiomycetes; Eurotiales; Aspergillaceae. The transcript has 3 exons. Bases 1 to 507 code for a protein of 168 amino acids. The record is from RefSeq and is a predicted model, not a curated record.